Molecule: messenger RNA, 696 nt
Organism: Leishmania braziliensis MHOM/BR/75/M2904
Lineage: Eukaryota; Euglenozoa; Kinetoplastea; Trypanosomatida; Trypanosomatidae
Exons: 1
Coding region: 1-696 (231 amino acids)
Molecular function (GO): calcium ion binding
Source: RefSeq, a predicted model, not a curated record
AUGGGAAACCUCAAGCAGCGCCUCUCCGCCUUCUUCCCACAGCUGACGACCAAGGAGUACAAGUUCCUUGUCGAAGACCCCAGCGGCUCCACAGGCGGCUGCGGAGCCGCAUCCGGUGCGGUCAGGACCUGCUCAGCAGCGCGGCAUGGUGGCAUCAGUGCGGCUCGCAGCGGCAGCAGCGGCGGCGAAGCGGCUCCUAUUGAUGGCGCUUUCUCUGGAGAAGGAGGUACCAGUGGUGCGGGAGGGUCAUACACAAACGGCACGCGCGCAGGCCUCGAUGUCGAUCAGCUCUGGGACCUCAUCAACUCAUUCCAGCAGCUCCAGCGCAGCCUUGGCGGCGGUCAGGUGGGCCCGACAGAAGGGCACAACACACCAAGCUCAGGCGCAGCACCUACCACUGCGUUCAACACUAGCCUCGACGCGUAUCUCGUCGGCUCGCAGGGAAACGUAGGCGCCCGGGCUGGAGAGGGCGGCUUUGACGCUGUCGCCGAAGCGUUCCGCAUCUACGACCCCCGCAACUCGCACUACGUGGAGGAGGACAUUCUGUCAUGCAUCAUGGCUCGUGUCGGCUUUGGCGAUCUGAGCAAGGAGGAGCUGGCGGUUCUGGUUAGCACGGCGGACUUUGACGGCGACGGCCGCAUCAGUCUCGAGGACUUCCGCCACCUUGUCUGCAUGAAGGGGCGCUUCAAGAAGUGA